CGCCCCGGGCGCCGUCUGAUUACGUAGCGGGUGGGGCCGGAAGUGCCGCUCCCUGGUGGGGGCUGUUCAUGGCGGUUCCGGGGUCUCCAACAUUUUUCCCAGUUGUGGUCCUAAAUCCGUCGGAAGCGGAGGCAACGAAGCUUGAGGUUCUUGCUGGUGUGAAAUGACUGAGUACAAACUGGUGGUGGUUGGAGCAGGUGGUGUUGGGAAAAGCGCACUGACAAUCCAGCUAAUCCAGAACCACUUUGUAGAUGAAUAUGAUCCCACCAUAGAGGAUUCUUACCGAAAACAGGUGGUUAUAGAUGGUGAAACCUGUUUGUUGGACAUACUGGAUACAGCUGGUCAAGAGGAGUACAGUGCCAUGAGAGACCAAUACAUGAGGACAGGCGAAGGCUUCCUCUGUGUAUUUGCCAUCAAUAAUAGCAAAUCAUUUGCAGAUAUUAACCUCUACAGGGAGCAGAUUAAGCGAGUAAAAGAUUCAGAUGAUGUACCUAUGGUGCUAGUAGGAAAUAAGUGUGAUUUGCCAACAAGGACAGUGGACACAAAACAAGCCCACGAACUGGCCAAGAGUUAUGGGAUUCCAUUCAUUGAAACCUCAGCCAAGACCAGACAGGGUGUCGAAGAUGCCUUUUACACACUGGUAAGAGAAAUACGUCAGUACCGAAUGAAGAAACUCAAUAGCAGUGAUGAUGGAACUCAAGGUUGUAUGGGGUUACCUUGUGUGGUGAUGUAACAAGGUGAGCAUGUUGUGGUCUCCUGACAUUAUUAUCAAUUUUAUUAAUUUAGCAUCAGGAAAUUUGGAGGAAAUUGCUAUUAUUUUUUUCCAGUGGUGCUAUUUAACUGAGAGUUUCUGCUCACUUACAGUUAUAAAACAUUUUCCUUAUGACACCUUUUCUGAGAGUACUGAAGUCUAAACUGCUUUUAAAGCAUUUAAGUAGGCUACACCUGGGUGGCUCAGUUGGUUAAGUGUCUGCCUUCAAUUCAGGUCAUGAUCCCAGGGUCCUGGGAUCAAGUACCACAUCAGGCUCCCUGCUCAGAGGGAAACCUGCUUCUCCCUCUACCUGCUGCUCCCCUUGCUUGUGCAUGAUCUCUCUCUCUCCCUGACAAGUAAAUAAAUAAAUAAAAUCUUAAAAAUAUAUAUAUAUAAAGCAUUUAAGUAAUUUUAUAGACAUUAUUACACUUUCAAUAAUACUAGAAACUAGAAGACAUUAUUAUGAAAAGUACAUACUUUACCAUAUUCUUGGCACUGAUUAGGAGUUUGAAGAACUGCUACAUGAAACCUGAUUAUAAUGACCUGGUAUGUGUGCUUUUCUUAUAGAUACUUUUAAAAAAAGUUCUAGCAUCAGAAAAGAGCCACUGUCAAGCUGCACUGACACCCUGGUCCUGACUUCCCUGGAGGAGAAGUAUUCCUGUAGCUAUCUUCAGUCUCACAGAGAAGCGCCUAUUACUUCCCCAACUCUCCGUAGAUCAGUACAAUAUUCUCUAUUUGAGAAGUUCUCUGAAUAACUACCUCCUCACUUGGUUGUCUGACCAGAGAAAUGAACCUCUUGUUACUUCCCACUGUUUUCCACCCUGGGUUCUCCCCCAACAUAAACAAACCUCCGCCAUCCCAGGUUUUUCAUCUGAAAAGUAAUUCAUGCUCUGAAACAGAGAACCAAACUAUAGACAUGAAAUUCUGUAGGAAACAAUGUCUUGAGCUCUAAAGUAGCAACUGCUGGUGACUUUUUUUUUUCCCUUUUUACUGUUGAACUUGGAAUUAUGUUGGUUUUUGGAGAAAUGUCAUAAAUUACUGUUUUGCUGAGAAUAUAGUUAAGUUGCCAUUUGGUUUGUUUGUGAUGUCUUUGGCUAUAGUCUAUAACUUGGCAUCUGCUUUGCAUUCAUAAAUAGGCAAGUGAAUACUGACUUUUGAGUCUAUCCUAGUGUUCUCGACUUUCACAUAAUUAAAUCUUAACUCUUGCAGCAAAGUGCCUUUUUUCUUAGGAGUGGUUUGUAGUCUUGCUUUAUAAUAUUUCAGUGGAUAGAUGUCUCAAAAAUCAUUAUACUUGGAAAUGAAUUUCUGAGAUACAUCUAUGAUCUGUCUAUGUUUGAGGGAAAGACAUACCGAUGUGAUAGCAGAUGCCAUUUCUUCAUUGUAUGAGGUUGGAUUUCCAGAGACCGGAUUUGGGUCUCUUCCAAGAGAAAGGUGAAACUGGAAAAAAUGAUGAAUAAUUUCACUUAAUUUUUACCUAAUUUCUACUUUUUUUGGGGGGGGGGAUGGGGCAGGGAGUUGGUUACCACUUACAAAAUGUAUGCAAUUUGUUUCUUCCAGCUUACUGAUAAUGAACUUCCAUUCAUAUUUAAAUUUAGGUCAUAUCUGAAAGCUCCACAUUUGCAGGUGUUCUAAAUUGUAAUAGUUUAAUGCAGCUUUAAUAGCUUUUAUUAAUGAUUUUCAAGCCUCAGAUGUAUUAACAGACACUUUUACUUUAUAUCAUGGUAUUUUAAUGAUGUGUAUAACUGCCCUCGUUCCCCUCUCACUCCACCCUCUCCCUCGUCCCACCACAAUGGCAGCAUGGUUAUUUCCGUUGAGUAAAGCAUGGUGCUGACAGACCAGGGUCACAGUUUCCAAACUUGAGCAAGCCAGUUAGCCUCACAGAGAGAGAAAUUCUUCCAUGUUUGCUCACUGCACCAGUAACUUCAGCUAGUAGUUUUGCCAGAUGCACACUGUUAGUCCUGCAAGGAAGGAAGAGGUCAGUUAGCACAAAUCCUUCACCAUGGCUGGAAAAACUUGCCAUCUUGUGGAUGGUCAGCCUAGAGGUUUUUAUAAAUAAAAUAUUUAGACCUUUUUAGCCAUGUGGAAAGUCUGAAUUAAACCCUUUUUUCUUUUCAUUAUUUUGAGAAUGAGGAUGCCUCAGAUCAAAAUUUUUAGAAGUUUUCUCUAUUGAUAAGUGUUCUUUGAAGGAUGCAAAACAGUAUGUUAAUGAAUUAGUCUGUGCAUACCAGAUAUAUAAGCUGAUGAGUUUGUUCAGAACAAGAAGUUGCCUUUCUAUUGAAAUCGUCAUUUGAGAAGGGAAUCGAAAAUAGAAUGAAUUGUUUGUUAUGAGGAUUUGGAGUUAGGGCUUUUCCAUUUGCAGAUAAUUUCAUGGUAAUUCUAAUGAAAAGUAGACUCGAUACUUCUGAUAAAUGACUAGUUACAAAAUGGCCACUUUCUGUUCUGGUCUUAGAUGUGUAAAUUCUUACUGAGGGCCUCCAUCUUCGAAAAUGAAUUUUCCUUUAAGUAAACUCCACAUUACCUUGAAAUGAAUUCCAAAGAUGGGAAGAAACGUCAACUGUGCCCAGAGUGGAAUAAAUCCAGAGAGUUGUGUUCCUUUGCGUUAAUUUUGAGACCUUUCACAUACUGUCAACAUCUGUAAACAAAAACUGCUGCUGUGCUUCAGCUCCUUGGGGAACACUGCUGUGUAAUUUUCUCAAGGAUGGAUCGAGGCUUGUCGCCUCCAUCCUUGUCAUUGUCUUCCACCUCUUCCUCCUCGUCCUCUGGUCUGCUCUGUGUGACUCACAGCAGGACUUUUCUUUUUUUUUUUUUUUUUUUUUUUUUUUUAAAUAUCAAAUUUAGGGGAAAAGAUACUCAUUUUAGCCCUUACAUGGAUGAACCUUAUAGUUUUUUCAAGUAUGUUCUAAGCACAGAUGUAUCAAAAUGGGGCCAAAAUUCAGACUUCAGAAUUUUCUUUUAAUAGCUUCUUAAGAAGUUACAUGUAGGUGUGAAUUUUGGCACAAUAGAGUGACAAACUUAGGGUUAAAUGCUGAAUGACUUCAGUUGGUGUGAAGUAAAGUGUGGUUUUUUUGAAUAUGUUUGUAAUUGCUGAAAACAGUUCUAGUUUACCUCAAAGUCUGAAAGUCUCUUUCCCCGAGUUAAGUGCCUGGCCAGCUGUUAGAAAUUACAUACUACUUUAUGUGUGUUUGUGUUUUAAAGGUUGCACCUUCAAGAGUGUGAAAAUGUUCUGUCUAAAGGCUACCAUGCCUAAUCUGUAAAUGAAACUGUUAAGUGCUGUAUUCGCUCCAGCAGCAUACUCUAGAAUGUUACUUGGUAAUAUAAUAUCGUACUUAUUACAGUUUUCACUUUAGUGUAAUAGGUAAAAUUAUCCUCAGUAUGUAUUUUAGUUGGCCCAUGUUUAGUCUUUCAUCAUCAUUUAAACUGCUGUGAAUUUUUUGUCUGACUUGAAUUGAAAGCAAGGAUAGAGAAACACUUUUAAAGAGAUAUUUUGUUUUUUUCCCAUUCCAGAAUUGGUGAGCAUAAUCAUUGCUUUACAUUUACAGUCAUGAACUCUCAAGCCGGCAGCUACAACCAAGAACCAAAAAAUGGUGCAUUCUGCUUCUUGUAAUUCAUCUCUGCUAAUAAAUUAUAAGAAGUGAGGAUAAUUAGGGAAGAUAUUUUAUUUAGGUGGUUUCUAUAAGCAGGGGACUAUAAUUCUUGUACAUUAUUUUUCAUCUUUGCUGUUUCUUUAAGCAGUCCAAUGUGCCACAAAAUUUAUCUUUAAGGUUUUUUCCUGUAAGAAUUGUUUUAAAAGUGUUCUCAUUAUCAGAGUAGUUGUAGAUAUGUUUCAGAAUGUAACUGGUGAUUCUUAAAGGCCCAAGAACUGACCUAAGAAGCAACUGUAUGAAUUCUACUCUGGAGGGAAUGGCAGAUCUCAAUGGAAAUUGUAUGACUUUCAUAUUUCUGUGCUAUCGAGUAUAGGUAAAAAUACCAGUUGUGCAAUUCUGCUGUUAAACAGGAAUUAUUGGCCUCCUCGGCCCUAAAUAAAAAGGGCUGAUAUUUUAAGUUGACUAUUUUAUUGUAAAUUAAUCCAUCCUAAUUUUUAAAAAUUUGGUUGAAUGUUUUUCUUGUUAAGUGUUUAAAAAAUAAAAACUGGAAGUUC
Messenger RNA from Mustela lutreola (European mink), 4889 nucleotides. RefSeq names its product NRAS proto-oncogene, GTPase (gene NRAS). The record is from RefSeq and is a predicted model, not a curated record. Gene Ontology annotation, biological process: Ras protein signal transduction. The coding region runs from base 164 to 733 and encodes 189 amino acids. NCBI's taxonomy places the organism in Eukaryota, Metazoa, Chordata, Mammalia, Carnivora, Mustelidae. Gene Ontology annotation, molecular function: GDP binding; GTPase activity; GTP binding. Gene Ontology annotation, cellular component: plasma membrane. The transcript has 6 exons.